Molecule: messenger RNA, 1242 nt
Organism: Bombyx mandarina (wild silkworm)
Lineage: Eukaryota; Metazoa; Arthropoda; Insecta; Lepidoptera; Bombycidae
Product: cytosolic Prostaglandin E synthase
Biological process (GO): protein folding; chaperone-mediated protein complex assembly
Cellular component (GO): cytosol; nucleus
Molecular function (GO): protein-folding chaperone binding; Hsp90 protein binding
Source: RefSeq, a predicted model, not a curated record
GUGUGCUAUCACAUACUAGCACAAGCUUCUGCCAUUUUAGACCAAGCUCAAACCUCUGCCAUCUUCUGCACAUUUCACAUGAUAUCGGUUUAGCUUUCGUUUUACUUACAUAAAAUUCAUGAAUUAAAUGCACUUUUAUUUUAAUAGUACAAACUUGAGAACUAUUUGAGGGGAUUUAAAGAUUUAGCGGAAAUUCAAUAGUGAUUGGCAGCACUGAUUGAAAGUUUGAAGUACUGUCAUUUUUAGAAAAGAAACGAAGCGGCGUCGCUCAAAAGUCAAGAAACCUUAUUUGCAAUCCGUAAGUAGCUAAACAUGACUUCGCAAGUAACUCCACCAUCAGUAUCUUGGGCUCAACGAAACGCUCGUAUCUUUUUAACAUUCAAUGUUGAAUGUGAAAAGCCUGAUAUAAACAUUGAACCUAAAUCGAUUACGUUCAAAGGAAUAUGCGAACCAGAAAAAAAAAUGCACGAGGUUUUAAUACCACUUUAUGCUGAAGUUGAUCCUAAAAAGAGCAUGUGGGUUAACAAAGGAAGGUUAAUUGAGGUACUAUUGGCGAAAGAAAAGGUUGAUGAGCCAUACUGGCCUUCAUUAACAAGUGAUAAAAAGAAACACCAUUGGCUUAAAGUGGAUUUUAAUCGCUGGCAAGAUGAAGAUGAAAGUGGAGACGAUUUAGACAAUAUGAAUGACAUGUUUUCGGACAAAGAUAUGAACAUUCAAUUUGGUGGAGAUAAUGAAAAGGAUGAUUCGAGCUCUGGUGAAGAAGAAGAUUUACCUGAUAUAGAAUAAACUGUUGGUCAACAAUUAAAUAGCCAAAAAUUCACUAGUGUUAAGCAUAUGUAAUUAUGGACAAUAUAUUUUGUGCUUUUUGAUUAGAAAUAAGAAAGCACCAAGUCUUACUGUUGUGGUAAAGCUAGGUUAAUUUAGAUUUAAUAAAGGCAAGAAUGUGAGAAACUACAGAAUGUAUGUGCUUCUAAUGUUUUGACUAGCCAGUUUCAGAAACAAACACUUGAACUGUUGUUAUACUUGUAAUAUUAAAUGUUAAGUUCAAUCAUUUUACAUAUAAUAGUGUACAAUGUUCAUUAUUCUGACUUUAAUGGACAUGUUAUCAGUGGCUGGUUCAAAUUCAAGUUUAAAAAAUUUUACUUUGUUAUGUGAAAAAAUACAUUUUAAGUUUUAUAAAAUGGUUGCUUGUAAAAUUGAAACAUCUUUCAGUUUAAUUAAAACAUUCUGGAAUAAACAAAU